AUGACUCCAUCUACCACCGUGACUUCUACUACUUUCUCCCUUACCCCACCUAUCACUAGCAUAUCGACUGCAACUUCUGGAACCACAGCAAGCACAUCCGCAAGUGGUUUACCUCCGCUAUUUUCGACUAUGCCGUUCAAUCGAGUUACGUUACCGGAUUUUUUACAUUCAAACCCUUCACUGUGGUUCACAUUAGCGGAUCGACAAUUUCGUACCCAUAAAGUUACCGACCCAGACGAAAUUUUAGGAAUCCUGUGUACUAAAUUACCACCGGACGUUGUAGCUCGAGCCUGCGAUAUUUUACAAUCGAAUGAGAGUGCUGACAGUACCCUUGCCAAAUUGAAAGCUCGCAUCAUAUCGCUAUACAAUGUGUCUGAUGAAGAAAAAUUAGACGAACUCCUAAAAAACGUUUCUUUAGGAACCAAAAAACCUUCAGUUCUGUUAACUGAAAUGCGUUUGCUCGCAGGACAGUGCCCUAACGAAGAUUUAUUAAAAAGGCUAUGGCUACGCCGAUUACCACCACGUAUGCAAGAACAUCUCUCGAUUCAUAAAGUACCAUUAGACAGCUUAGCAGUUAUGGCAGACUCGUUACACGCUGUUAUGCUACCUAGUAUUGGUUCGAUAGCCAGUCUUACUCCACAACCCGAACCUUCACCACAACCUAAUGCUCCACCUCAACUCUCGUCAUUCGAACAAAUGCUCAGUAAAAAAAUCGAAGAAUUGACUGCCCAAGUCGCUGCUCUCACCGCGCACACCGCUCAAAUUUCUGCCGUGACCAUCCAAAAUCAACGCCAGUCCAGAGGACGAGAUCGUGAUCGUUCUGAGGAUAGGCCUAGAAAUCGAAGUAGAUCUCGCUCUCGUACUUACGCAUACUGUUGGUAUCACUACAAAUUCGGUGCAGACGCCACCAAAUGCACCCAGCCGUGCAAAUUCGUUCCGCUGGUUCCACCAACUAAUCAGGAAAACUAA
Messenger RNA from Planococcus citri (citrus mealybug), 969 nucleotides. RefSeq lists its product as uncharacterized. Bases 1 to 969 code for a protein of 322 amino acids. NCBI's taxonomy places the organism in Eukaryota, Metazoa, Arthropoda, Insecta, Hemiptera, Pseudococcidae. The record is from RefSeq and is a predicted model, not a curated record. The transcript has a single exon.